GGGCGUGCGCGUCUCUCGGAACGAUUCGGAACGACGCGCAAAACUGAAAGCGCAUCUGGUCCACCGCUUCCAGUCCGACGACGGAAAGUAAGCUCAGCUUCGGGGUUCGACGUGUGGCGUCCCUAGUGCGUCGCGACGAAUACGGGCCGUGUCAGUUGUCAGUUUGGUACGUGGUAGAGUAGUGUAGACGCCCGUCGUCGGUCGUAAAUCGUCCGUCGCGCGUACAGCCUGAACCGACAUGGGCGUACCACAACAAAAGAGUUGCAUGAAUGAAACGGUGGCCAGCGCGUGUGUGACAGUGCUGCUUUGAGUGGAUACUCCCGGACCAGAUAGUGAAACCUUCUUUUUUACAUCACCUACCCACACAUUAACUUGGUACAAAUCAUGUCGCUAGGCCGCUAGACCGCGAUCAGGUACGGUCCAGCGGAACGGCGGAACCACGACGGUAAAGUUGUCUCAGGACUGUGUAUUCGAAAUAGCAAUCUCCAAACUCCUUUAUUCACCACCGGCUGCCAUGGUUUAUUUGUCAGCGGCUACAACAGGCACGUGUGCCUACAACUACAUUCAUGGCCAUUGAUAAAAGAUGUCUUGUAGUGUCACUGAGCGUGUGACCGAAAAUAGGGGACAAACGACAACAAGUACGACGGGAACAAGCGGUGCCACGGCACUAUGUAGAUUGCGUGGCUCAAGCAAUACCAAUCUAACAACGUCGCCCAACUCACGUCGCACAAUUGGACCGGGACCACCUCAGAAUGGUCCCCAAUCCGGACCGCAGGGAACACCACUUCGACCAAAACCCUGUUGUCUCUGGUGCUGUUGCUGCAAAUGUCCCUGCACUAACCCCAAUAGGCCGGAAGAAAAUGGACCAUCGAGACCAUCAAAUGACAACUGUGAACAAAAUCCGCCACCAACAUUAGAAGAAAUAAAAAGCUGGGGAAGAUCGUUCGACAAGUUAAUGCGAAGUCCAGCUGGUAGAGAAAUAUUCCGCGACUUUUUACGGGGCGAGUACUCCGAGGAGAACAUUCUGUUUUGGCUUGCCUGCGAAGAAUUGAAACGAGAAAGUAACCCCGAAGUGGUUGAAGAGAAGGCAAGAAAAAUAUACGAAGAUUACAUUUCCAUUUUGUCUCCAAAAGAGGUAUCUCUUGAUGCAUGCGUACGUGAAAUAGUUAAUCGUAACAUGGUGGAACCGACACCGCACACAUUCGAUGACGCACAAUCUCAAAUAUACACGUUGAUGCAUAGGGAUAGUUACCCGCGCUUCGUGAACUCACCAUUGUACCGCGGCUUGUCACAGCAGACCUCGGGCGGAACGUCUGGUGUCAGUACUGCAACAGCGAUGGUUUCAGCCAGCUCCGAAAGGGACCAGGACGGUUAGAGCCUAAAAGCCUAAAAAGCCGUUCUCAAGUCUCGCAACUAGGCGGCCUAACGAGAGACUCGACAAUAACUCGGACCUCGGCAUUGGAUGAUUGUACCCUUUAAGGCCAUUUAAAUAAACGUAAACGUAAAACGCCUAUUUAGGGUGUAGCACGACCGACUUGCCGACUUGCCGAUUUCCCCGAUAUUCUUCGGAUCAUUCCCUCGCAGAGUGUGUGAGUGCCAUUUGCUCAGGUUUUUGGUUUCGCCUCGCCUAUGGCCUCACUGCGGCAACAGCGCAACCAGCAGGAUGAAUGACGUAAAUUGACCAUCCUGAAUUUUCUAUUGUUUAUUGCAUUUAUUUUCAUUGUUCAUUUAUUGAGGACGUUGUGACACGUGUUCGAAAUCCGUUUGCUCGUUAGAACUGCGGUCACUGGUCAAAGCAGUGGUAUUUUACAGCAAUCAUAUAUAGACGUACUACGUCGCAUAUCGUCGCUCACUUCUUAAUUAGUGUUGUGUAAUAAUAACGAAGUUCUGGUUCAUCUCACUUCAAAAUAAAAAAAAAAAAAUAAAAAAAA
Aethina tumida (small hive beetle) is the source of this 1931-nucleotide messenger RNA. Its product is annotated as regulator of G-protein signaling 20. Bases 584 to 1375 code for a protein of 263 amino acids. The transcript is spliced from 6 exons. NCBI's taxonomy places the organism in Eukaryota, Metazoa, Arthropoda, Insecta, Coleoptera, Nitidulidae. The record is from RefSeq and is a predicted model, not a curated record.